This is a messenger RNA of Mytilus trossulus (common blue mussel), 956 nucleotides long. RefSeq lists its product as uncharacterized. Gene Ontology annotation, molecular function: protein binding. Lineage: Eukaryota; Metazoa; Mollusca; Bivalvia; Mytilida; Mytilidae. Bases 20 to 442 code for a protein of 140 amino acids. The record is from RefSeq and is a predicted model, not a curated record. The transcript is spliced from 3 exons.
CCUAAUAACAUCAAUAGAUAUGAAGAUGUUCAAAGGACUAACAAACUUAAAGAUUUUGGAUCUUUCUGACAAUCAGCUCAUUUGUAACUGUGCGCUUGUAAGCUUGAAAGACUUAUAUAUUGUUCUGGAUCAUGGCGAUGGUAUUAUCUGUCCGGACAACCCAGGAGUCGAUCUUCAGACUAUGCCAGAUUAUGACCUGUGUACUAACAAAGGUGAUUUCUGCAGGCAUGAUAACGUCACAAUUAUAGAUGGCCAUUCUAUUGAUACUGCUUAUGGUAUUAGUAUCAUUAGAUGCGCAUUCAUGUGUGACAUAAAUCAGGAAUGUAAUGCUUUUCAACACGACAAAGAUCUGCAACUGGUCUGCAAUCUGUGGAACAUCAGGCAUAAAUCGGCAUGGUUAACGAAUGUUACGCGAUAUGUUGAUCUUUACGAUCGAUGUUAACACUUUAAUUUUAAUUUUCUUUAGCUUUUUUGCUAUGCUUUAACUUUAUAUAUUAGUGAUUACAUUUUCGAACUAUAAAUACAUUUCCAUAUAGAUUAAAGGCUACAUUUGACUAAUAAUUACAUGCGAAAGAUACCAAAUAGAUAUUCAAUAGAUAUAAGAAGAUGUGGUAUGAGUGCCAAUGAGAUGUCUGUCCAUUCAAGUCACAAUUUAUAAAAGUUAACACUUAUAAGUUUAAGUACGGUCUUCACUAUGUAGCCUUGGCUCAUAUCGAACAGCAGGCCCAACAAAUUACUAGUGUUAAACCAUUCCAAUGGGAAAACCAACGGUCUUAUCUAUAUAAAAAUCGCGAAAGAAGUAACACUUGUGAACCAAAUCAGCAAACGACAACCACUGAAUAUAAGAUUCCUCAAACUCAUUUGUGGGAAACAAACUGUUAGUACCGUGACAAAAACGAAAAACGACGAAUAGUACAAAACCACAACAUAAACAUCUAAAGAUUUAGCAACACAAA